GCCGGCUUAAGCCAUAUGGAAAAUGUGAUAGCUCUUGCUAUGCUUUGACCAACCCUGAUCCUUUCGUGAGCCUCAAAACCAUUGUGGGGCCAUGUCCCAGCUCAUUAAUAUUCCCAGCUCGUCCCUUUUUAUUUCCGGAUUCAUGGGCGACAGACUAGAAACUACUAGUACUACUGAACUCAAGCGUGACGGAAACAUCCUUGUUGUGUGCACUCCGUACAUCUUAGAACCUGACAACAAGGGCCCUCAGGCUUUGCAUUAUUUUAUCACAAGCCCUGUGGACCUAAACUGUGGAGGUGAUGAUGAAUUGUUAAUGCUCCGCGCUUGUGAAAAUCUUUGUAUAAUAAUAUUAUUACGAUCGACGAAUCCCCAGGCCAAAAAUAUAUUCAUUGGGAGUCUGAUUUGGAAGCUGUAG
This is a messenger RNA of Blastomyces dermatitidis ER-3, 415 nucleotides long. RefSeq lists its product as uncharacterized. Bases 92 to 415 code for a protein of 107 amino acids. NCBI's taxonomy places the organism in Eukaryota, Fungi, Ascomycota, Eurotiomycetes, Onygenales, Ajellomycetaceae. The transcript has a single exon. The record is from RefSeq and is a predicted model, not a curated record.